AUGGUUUCUAAGAAUAAAUCCUGGAUCAAAAAAUCCGAAAAUAUACUCCUAACGCUGACGAUGGCAGGUGUAUUUCUAGGCGUAUUAGUCGGUGGAGCCCUCAGAUAUGCGGAACCUAGCCCAGAAACAAUACGAUACAUCGGUUUCCCCGGUGAACUAUUCAUGAACAUGCUAAAAUGCAUGAUUUUGCCAUUAAUUGUUAGCAGCUUAAUAUCCGGUCUCGCGCAACUUGAUGGUAAAACCUCCGGCAAAGUCGGGUCGAGAGCGAUUAUUUAUUAUGCCCUAACGACGACGCAUGCUGUGAUUCUCGGAAUUAUUUUGGUGCUUAUCAUCCAUCCCGGAAACCCGGAUAUAAAAGCUAGUGCGCAACAAACCGAUGAGAUUGAGCUUUUGAAGAGCGAAGUGAGCUCGGUAGACAAGUUUUUGGAUUUGAUUAGGAAUAUGUUCCCGGAGAAUAUAAUCCGGGCCACAUUUGAGCAGCAGCAGACUGUUUAUCAUGUUGUUCAUGCAGUGAAUGGGACAGUUUUGAAAAAGGUCCCGAAGAUUGAAUAUACAGCUGGGAUGGAUAUUUUAGGGCUAAUCGUAUUCUGUAUCGUUAUGGGAGUUGUUAUUUCGAGAGUAGGAGCCCCCGCACGACCUCUUGCCGAUCUUUUCAAAGCUAUAGAUUUGGUGAUUACAAAGAUGGUUACCGCAAUUUUAUGGAUUGGCCCGAUUGGAAUUGCUUCCCUGAUUGCUAGCAAAAUGCUCAGCGUUAACGAUAUUAUUGGAACCGUCAAAAUGCUUGGCCUCUACAUGCUUACUGUAAUUCUAGGUCUUGGAAUCCAGACAUUUUGCACAUUACCCCUGAUCUAUUUCCUGGCUACAAGGAAAAAUCCAUAUACCUAUCUGGCCGGGCUUGGUCAAGCUUGUUUAACAGCACUCGGUACUUCAUCUAGCGCUGCCACAUUGCCAGUAACGUUUAAAUGCUUAAAUCAAAUUGGAGUUGAUCCAAGGAUAACAAAAUUUGUACUACCCGUCGGCUCGAUGGUUAAUAUGGAUGGAACUGCCCUCUACGAAGCGGUAGCCUCAAUUUUCAUAGCUCAAAUGAAUGGGCUUCACAUGUCGAUCGGGAAUGUUAUAAUUGUCAGUGUAACCGCCACCCUAGCGGCGAUUGGUGCAGCUUCAAUCCCGUCAGCGGGUCUCGUAACAAUGAUGAUUGUAUUGACAGCACUUGGUCUUCCUGUUGAAGAUAUUACGAUGAUUAUUGCUGUCGAUUGGUUUUUGGAUCGACUCCGAACCGUUGUCAAUGUCUUGGGGGAUGCUUUUGGGUGCGGUUUUGUAGAACAUCUUUGUCGGGAUGCUUUAGAGGAAGUGGCUGAUCAACCAGAUAUGGAUGAUGUACUCCGAGAACAUGGAGUUGAUGUCGAAGAAUUCCAUCGUCAAGAAUACCAACUACCGGAAAUUAAACUUAAUGACCUAAAUGUGACAGAGCCAAAACAAGAGGAAAAGCUUGUCACUGAUCCGGAAACUGGUUUCCGCUACUCAUGCGAACGCCAACCUUACGUUUUGUUCUGUAAAAAUGACUCACUACCCACUCAGCAUACGAUAAGAUGGUAUAAAAAUGGGGAUCAAUGUGAUUACUAUCCAUGGGGAUACUGUCCAGGAGAUCUUGUUAUCCAAUCAACAACACUUCGAACCAAAAAGGCAUGUGAUGAAUUGUGUAUUAAUGGUAUCGACCCUACAAAAGAGAAAAUGAUGAAGGAAUCGGAAAUGGAAGAGCCAGCUGAGAGAGAUCAAGAUAAUUUGAAUGAAAAACCAGUAGAUACCAAAGCCCCAGGAAAUCUAACUUCCGGGGUUGACCCUGUCCCUGAAGAAAAGCAGAAAUGGACCGAUUCAGAUAACGGCAAAGCGCCGAAUUCUAUCGAGGCUGGACCGGAAGAAACCGAGAAAGUAGAAAUGGAAAAACUGCAGAUGAAUAAAGACGAGGAUGAUGAUGAUUUUGACGACGAAGAAGAUGAAGAUGAGGAUGAAGAGGAGGAAGAUCAAGAGAAGGACAAAUCGUCAAUUCCCGAAUCGGAAGUUGGGGCUGGGAACAGUACGCAGUCAGCUCCCGUUGACAGAAACUCGACUAGCUCGGAAUUUCUUACAGAAGCAGGAAAGGAAAAGGAAGAUCCUGGGUACGAUGGAGAAGCGUCUAAAGCAACUGAGGGUUCGGAAGAGAAACCUGGAAGCGGAGAAACAACUGCGUCAAAGUCCGAAGAUUUAACGCAUGCCGUUGCGCAUGUGGAAGAAGCUCAUAAUUCUAGCACAAUGCAAGAGAAAGCCAUGAACACCGCAGAAAUGGAAAUUGAUUUGGCAAAAAUCGAAGAUGCCAGCAAAAUGGAGGUGUCGGAGAAAUUGGAAGUCAUUCCCCCAGAAAUUGGCCAGGAUUAUGAAGAAAUUCCGCUACGUGUUAACAACAAUACGGUAAACUUCGACAAAUCAAGUAUGGGCGAUAUAACGGUUGACAAAGUUGGGAUCAAGAUUUUUGAGGAGGGGCGGGAUAUCGGGGAGCCAAUUUGCCACUAUUUGGAAAUGCGUACAGUUUGUGCUUCCGGUGGUCCUUCGCAAUUUACGUGGCGGUGGAUUAGGAAUUCUGAAGGGGAAUGUGUAUCGAUGCCAUUUGGAUAUUGUUGGCAAGAAGCCAAUGAGCCAGUCCCACGAACACCCGAUGAAUGUGAACGAUUGUGUGCAAAGAAAAUG
This is a messenger RNA of Mesorhabditis spiculigera, 2721 nucleotides long. The record is from the annotation of a GenBank genome assembly. NCBI's taxonomy places the organism in Eukaryota, Metazoa, Nematoda, Chromadorea, Rhabditida, Rhabditidae.